CAGCUCUCAGAGUCCGCCCGUCCCACUGCUGCCUCACUCAGGUAGGGCCUCAGAGCGAAGAUGGCGACGGACAAACAGAAACAUGAAGGCAGGGUGAAAAUCGGACAUUAUAUUCUCGGAGACACGCUAGGAGUGGGGACGUUUGGAAAAGUCAAAGUUGGCCAGCAUGAGCUGACCAAGCACCAGGUGGCGGUUAAGAUUCUGAACCGGCAGAAGAUUCGCAGUCUGGAUGUGGUGGGGAAGAUUCGGCGUGAGAUCCAGAACCUCAAACUCUUCCGUCACCCACAUAUAAUCAAACUCUAUCAAGUGAUCAGUACACCAACAGAUAUCUUCAUGGUGAUGGAAUAUGUGUCAGGAGGAGAACUCUUUGACUACAUCUGUAAAAAUGGAAAGUUGGAUGAGAAGGAGAGCAGACGUUUAUUCCAGCAGAUCAUUUCGGGGGUGGAUUACUGCCACAGACACAUGGUGGUGCACAGAGACCUCAAGCCUGAGAACGUCCUGCUGGAUGCGCACAUGAAUGCCAAGAUUGCAGAUUUUGGCUUGUCAAAUAUGAUGUCAGAUGGAGAGUUCUUAAGGACGAGUUGCGGCUCUCCUAAUUAUGCUGCCCCUGAAGUAAUCUCUGGACGGUUGUAUGCAGGGCCUGAGGUGGACAUCUGGAGCAGUGGAGUGAUUUUGUACGCUCUGUUAUGCGGAACGCUCCCGUUUGACGAUGACCAUGUUCCAACACUGUUCAAGAAGAUCUGCGAUGGCAUCUUCUUUACACCUCAGUACCUGAACUCCUCCGUUAUCAGCCUUUUGAAACACAUGCUCCAGGUGGACCCCAUGAAGAGAGCCACCAUUAAAGAGAUUAGGGAGGAUGAGUGGUUUAAGCAAGAUCUCCCCAAAUAUCUGUUCCCUGAGGAUGCUGCAUACAGCAACAACAUGACUGACGAGGAGGCGUUGAAGGAGGUGUGUGAGAAGUUUGAAUGCACCGAGGAGGAGGUGCUCAACUGUCUGUACAGUCGCAAUCACCAGGAUCCUCUUGCUGUUGCCUAUCACUUGAUCAUUGACAACCGGCGCAUUAUGAGCGAGGCCAAAGACUUCUAUUUGGCCUCCAGUCCUCCAGACAGCUUCCUGGACGAUCUGCCCGCGCACCAUGCCACUAAGAUUCACCCUGAGAGAGUGCCCUUCCUGGUGGCGGAGACACAGCCACGCCCCCGACACACACUAGAUGAGCUGAACCCCCAAAAGUCAAAGCAUCUUGGUGUCCGGCGGGCCAAAUGGCACCUGGGGAUCCGCAGUCAGAGCAGACCAAAUGAUAUCAUGAGUGAGGUCUGUCGCGCCAUGAAGCAGUUGGACUACGUGUGGAAGGUGGUGAACCCCUAUUAUUUGCGGGUACGGAGGAAGAACCCAGUUACUGGCAUGAACACAAAGAUGAGCCUCCAGCUCUACCAGGUGGACAGCAGGACCUACUUACUAGACUUCAGGAGCAUAGACGAUGACAUGAUGGAAGUAAAAUCAGGGACCGCCACUCCUCACCGCUCUGGCUCAGUUGGUAACUACCGGACUACGCUAAAGAAUGACAGGAUUGAGAAAAAUGAAUGUGAGGAUGCAGUAAAGGGGGAUGCGUCCGCACCUUCCACGCCUCCGAUAGCCGGUGGGAAACUAGCAGAAGGCUCGCUGGCUUCUUCUCUUACCUCCUCAGUGGAUUCCACUGGGGGAGAGAUUCUCCCUAGGCCAGGAAGUCACACCAUAGAGUUCUUUGAGAUGUGCGCCAACCUCAUCAAGAUGCUUGCACGAUAACUUUUGUUUCCUUUGAUGCCUUCUGCUCUCUCUUUCACUCUCCUCUGUCUCCCCUCUCACUAUCUGGCUUUUCUCUCUUCUAGAAUGCUGUCUACCUCUUUGUCUUACGAUAUCUGUGUCUUCAUCCACGGCAGUCCUUCUCUCUCUCUAUUUUUGUCUCUCUUUUUCUCUCUCGGUGUCAUUAGAGCAAUAAGCAUGCAGACUCAAGACUCCAUGCAUCCCACUUGCAUGAACAAGCUGAAUGGUCUGUGGCACUACAGUUGCCAGUGUCAGCCUGUUUAAGGAGUCAAAUUGGGAGUAAAAGAUUGAAGAUUGGUGCGAGAGGGAAAAGGAUUGAGGGUUUUUUGUGCCACAGUCAAAAAGAUGUCAGAAAGAUUGCUAAGCCACUUUAUAGUAUCAAAACUCUUUAAGAGAUGGUUUUACAAUUCUUUUCUGUGGUUUUAUAGCAAGGAUUUUCUUCACAGAGAGGGAGGUAUAGAGGUGUCUGUGCAUUAAAAUGUCCGAUUGAUACACUGAGCUAGUUGUACUGUACACAAUGAUGUUGUGAUUCUUGGUAGACCAAGAAAGAGCAAUUUUGAGGCAUGUGUGACAUUGAAUGAGACUGAACGCACUUUUGCACAGUUUUACCUGUUAGUUUCUGUGGUCUAGUCUCAUGACUGGCAAUCCCAUUAAAGCGGCCAACUGGGAAGGACACUUGAAUAGGAGGAGCCAGCUUAUAAAGUGGGUCACUAAUGGGAGGGGCUGACUUUACAUGGUGGGCACUUUACAAUUAAGGGACAACUUAAUGAGUCAGCUUUUCUUUAAGAGGCCAAUGUAAGAUACCCAUUUAUUCUGAGGAAGUGCAAUGCCCUUGCCUCUGUUUCGUAGAUUAGAAGAAAAAAAAAAAACGUGUUUUUUCAAAUAGGUCUUUGUCAUGUCACAACUUAAGUCAAUUUUUCUUUUGUUUCCAUUUGCUCAUGUUACGUAAAUAUAUAAGGAUAUACAGAAUUUAAAAAUGCAUUUGGAUUUAUAUUUAUCAGUGCUUUAUAUGGGGUUGUAGAUUAUAUUGAAAUUGUGAUAAUGGACUGGAUAUUUUUUUUUUUUAAGAAAUGUUUGAUAAUAUUGCUGUAAGAUUGUUUUAUUCCAUACACUGCUUUAUCAAAACAACCUUUUUUUUUUUUUACUAUUAUUUUAGAUGUUUUACAAAACAGUGGUUGCUUAAGUUCGGCAUGAUGAAAAAAUCAACUGUUCCACAUUCCCUUCUCUCUUUACCAAAUUGAAUUUCUAUAGUCAGGCAGGGCCAGUAUUAGAACCUCUGUAAGGCUUUGCUCAGGAUCUCUUCAAAAUAUAACCUGCAGGAAAUGAAAAGUGCAUUUAUGGACACUUUGAAAAACCAUUCGAAUAGGAAAGCACAUUCCACAUGCAUGUGACUUCAUGUGCCCUCAUAUGCGGCUGCACAAGCUAUGUGUAAUGCACAAAGUACUUAAACCCAUGUCCAAAAAGUAAUGAACAACAGUACUGCAAAUUAUUAAUUAUUAAAUUAUGUUUUGGCAUAGUGAUGGAAAUAAGCAACUUCAUCAGAGUAGUUGUCAGGGCUUUCAACUUGUUUCACAGAAAAGGAUAACCCAGUGUUUCCAACGAAGACAUGGUGAAACGAUAUUAUCUGCAUUUAUUUCCCAUUAAGUAAAUGCACAAGUCUUUUCUACACUAGGAAUGAAAGAAAUCAAUUUAAAGUUGUUUGCUUUACCCCUGAAUACCUAAGAGCUCCACCUCUAUUCAAACUAAAAGUCCCCAAACACAAGUCUCUAUAAAUGGCUGGAAAACCUGGAAUAAAUUAGUUUUUAAAUCAUAAAUUAAUACUUUCUGUGUAUGGCACAGCCCAUUUACUUUUUCCUUCAUGUAACAUUUAAGCAAACAAAAUGUCUUAAUGCACAUUCUUAAAGCAAAACAAACAGCAAUAGCAUACUCUCAAAAAGAAGGGGGGAAAAAAGAUUUCAAGCCAAUAAUUGAUUUGAUUUAUUGAUGUCUUGAGUAUGUCUAGUUUCCUAGGGAAAACCAGAUUAGGCUUAGUCUCUUAUUUGUUCUAAACUGCACUAUCAUUUCAGAUUCUUCUUUAUCAAGACUUUUAAGCUAAAACUUGACAAUCGAUGCCUCGUACGCCAGCUCUAAGACAAAUCCCAAGACAUUUGGUUCUGCUUUGUCCCCUUUACAAUUGUUUUACCAUUUCCUCAUUAGUCUCAUCCAAAUGAUAACUCUCCUUAUCUCAAGGGAAUGUGGCUCUUACAAUAAAUUUAAAUUAAAAAUAAAAUAAAACCAUAUACAGCAAACAACAGAAUUGUAUCGCAGUUAAUGGUUCAGCAAGAAAUCCAUUAAUGCUGAUUAAACUGUCUUUAAUCCAUGUUUGUGCAAACAGCAGGCCACACUCUGUAGUAGCACAUUUUAGUGUCUACACAAGUUGUUUACUCGGGCAUGAAAAACAAAGAGUUUAGAAAAUAUAUUGAUGUAUUUGUCUUAACUGCUUCAAAAAAUAUGAAUUUGUUCAUUAUCUGUGCAGAAUGGACCUCAUGGAGGAUUGCCAAUGUAAAUUUACAUAUAAUUACCUUUAAUUUACCAUUAAAAGAUGAUUUGUAAAUACAACUGCCUAAUAAACUGCUGCAUAAAGACUGA
Myxocyprinus asiaticus (Chinese sucker) is the source of this 4428-nucleotide messenger RNA. It is a transcript of the gene prkaa1, whose product is annotated as protein kinase, AMP-activated, alpha 1 catalytic subunit. Gene Ontology annotation, biological process: protein phosphorylation; intracellular signal transduction. NCBI's taxonomy places the organism in Eukaryota, Metazoa, Chordata, Actinopteri, Cypriniformes, Catostomidae. The transcript is spliced from 10 exons. Gene Ontology annotation, cellular component: cytoplasm. Bases 61 to 1782 code for a protein of 573 amino acids. Gene Ontology annotation, molecular function: protein serine/threonine kinase activity; ATP binding. The record is from RefSeq and is a predicted model, not a curated record.